AUUCAUAUAUCUGGGUCAGUCUAUACAAAGUUUAUUCGGAUUCGAUUGAACCUUUGUUAGUGAACGAUAAAAUUGAUCUAUCAGAUUAUUUAAUCAUUGAACCGAAUACCGAGUUUAAAAAAAAAAAAAAUACCAUCAGAAACAUAAAUCAGAGACAAAACAUUAUUAACAACAUUGUCGUAGGUACUGUGUUUUUUUAAGAUCAGAUUCAAAGUCCCACUCACAGAGAUAACAGAACAACCCAUGUUACUCUUUCACUCUAUUUAUUUCUUUCUUCUGCAAAACUAAACUUUCUCAUUACCAUUUCAAAAACUUUCCCUCCAUUGUAGAAAAGCUAUGGAAACCAACUCAGUUUCCAAGCUUCUUCUGUUACUAUUCUUCACUAUCUUCUUUCUUGGUUCUGAGGUUAUUCAUUGUACUGUAACAUAUGAUAGAAAAGCUAUUAUCAUCAAUGGCCAAAGGAGAAUCCUCAUCUCUGGUUCCAUUCAUUAUCCAAGAAGCACCCCUGAAAUGUGGGAGGAUCUGAUUCAAAAAGCAAAAGAUGGAGGGUUAGAUGUUAUUGAUACUUAUGUGUUUUGGAAUGUUCAUGAACCUUCUCCUGGCAAUUACAAUUUUGAAGGAAGGUACGAUCUAGUACAGUUCAUUAAGACAGUGCAGAAAAAGGGUCUUUAUGUACAUCUUAGAAUUGGACCUUAUGUUUGUGCUGAGUGGAACUUUGGAGGAUUUCCUGUUUGGUUGAAGUAUGUUCCUGGGAUCAGUUUCAGAACAGAUAAUGGUCCUUUUAAGGCUGCAAUGCAAGGUUUUACACAGAAGAUUGUUCAAAUGAUGAAGAAUGAAAAGCUGUUUCAGUCACAAGGUGGUCCAAUAAUUCUUUCACAAAUUGAGAAUGAGUAUGGCCCACAAGGAAGAGCACUUGGAGCUUCUGGUCAUGCAUACUCAAACUGGGCUGCAAAAAUGGCUGUUGGAUUAGGUACAGGUGUCCCUUGGGUGAUGUGUAAGGAAGAUGAUGCCCCAGAUCCAGUGAUAAAUGCUUGCAAUGGUUUUUACUGUGAUGAUUUCUCUCCCAAUAAACCAUACAAGCCUAAACUAUGGACUGAGUCUUGGAGUGGUUGGUUUUCAGAAUUUGGUGGAUCGAAUCCCCAGCGACCAGUUGAGGAUCUCGCGUUCGCAGUUGCUCGUUUCAUACAAAAGGGUGGCUCGUUUUUUAAUUAUUACAUGUACCACGGAGGAACUAAUUUCGGACGAUCGGCUGGAGGACCAUUCAUAACUACAAGCUAUGACUAUGAUGCUCCAAUUGAUGAAUAUGGUUUGUUAAGAGAACCUAAAUAUGGUCAUUUGAAGGACCUUCAUAAAGCUAUCAAGCAAUGUGAACAUGCCUUGGUUUCUUCAGAUCCUACUGUUACAUCAUUAGGAGCAUAUGAACAGGCACAUGUAUUCUCUUCAGGAACAACCUGUGCAGCUUUUCUAGCAAACUAUCAUUCGAAUUCGGCUGCAAGAGUGACCUUCAAUAAUAGGCACUAUGACUUGCCUCCUUGGUCCAUAAGUAUCCUCCCUGAUUGUAGAACAGAUGUAUUUAACACUGCAAGAAUGAGGUUUCAACCUUCACAAAUCCAAAUGUUGCCUAGCAAUUCUAAGUUGUUAUCAUGGGAGACCUAUGAUGAAGAUGUAUCUUCGCUAGCGGAAAGUUCUAGAAUCACAGCUUCUAGACUUCUAGAACAGAUAGAUGCUACCAGAGACACUAGUGACUAUCUAUGGUAUAUAACAAGUGUUGACAUAAGUUCAUCUGAAUCAUUUCUUCGUGGAAGGAACAAACCAAGUAUUAGUGUGCAUUCCUCUGGUGAUGCUGUUCAUGUGUUUAUCAAUGGGAAAUUUUCAGGCUCGGCUUUUGGGACAAGGGAAGACAGAAGUUUCACAUUUAACGGCCCUAUUGACCUACGUGCUGGAACUAACAAAAUAGCACUUCUCAGUGUAGCUGUUGGAUUGCCUAAUGGUGGAAUCCAUUUUGAAUCAUGGAAGUCAGGAAUCACAGGUCCAGUUUUGCUUCAUGAUCUUGACCAUGGACAGAAGGAUUUGACAGGGCAAAAAUGGUCAUACCAGGUUGGCCUAAAAGGUGAAGCUAUGAAUUUGGUGUCUCCCAAUGGAGUCUCAUCUGUUGACUGGGUGAGCGAGUCAUUAGCUUCCCAAAACCAGCCACAGUUGAAAUGGCACAAGGCUCAUUUCAAUGCACCUAAUGGAGUUGAACCAUUAGCAUUGGACAUGAGCAGUAUGGGAAAGGGUCAAGUAUGGAUCAAUGGACAAAGCAUAGGAAGAUAUUGGAUGGUUUAUGCAAAGGGUAACUGUAAUUCUUGCAACUAUGCUGGAACUUAUCGUCAAGCGAAAUGCCAAGUUGGUUGUGGACAACCUACUCAAAGAUGGUACCAUGUUCCAAGGUCCUGGUUAAAACCAAAAAACAACUUGAUGGUAGUUUUUGAGGAAUUAGGAGGGAAUCCUUGGAAAAUAUCUCUGGUGAAGAGGAUAAUACAUACUCCAAGAUCUAGUAAACCAAAUUUAAUGACUAAUACAACACAAGGAUGAGAACAAAAAUGGUGAUUGACAUGACAUCAAAUUACAAGGUGCCAUAAUUAUGAAGAAUAAAGUUUUUUUAUUUAUGCAGCUGUGGAAUUCUAUAUAGUUUCCAUUGGCAUAGCAUGAUUGAUACGAGAGGUGUGUGACCAAGUUCAUUAUUAAUUUAUUCUUUGAACUUGAGUGUCAAUGUAUUUACUUGGAAGAGAGAAAAUUACAAAAUUCAGACAUGUUAGUGCUUUUCUAUGUAAUUUGUUUGUAACUAAUAUCAAUGAAUCUAUCUACUCAUGCAAUUAUUUAGUUGGUUGGCAUAUUCAAUCAUCAAUAUA
Molecule: messenger RNA, 2891 nt
Organism: Medicago truncatula (barrel medic)
Lineage: Eukaryota; Viridiplantae; Streptophyta; Magnoliopsida; Fabales; Fabaceae
Product: beta-galactosidase 5
Exons: 18
Coding region: 337-2574 (745 amino acids)
Biological process (GO): carbohydrate metabolic process
Molecular function (GO): hydrolase activity, hydrolyzing O-glycosyl compounds
Source: RefSeq, a predicted model, not a curated record